GCGUCGGGGCGGCUCAUUUGCACCUUGGUGUUGGAGCGAGGCGCACUCUCAGAGUCACACACACACGUACAGUGGAAGCAGCAGCGACCACUGAGCCGAAGAGCCUGACCACGCAGGAACUCCAGAGUUUUCAGUUUCUUGGGGGGAAAGACCGAACAAAGCCGCCAAGAUGUGUGACAUGGGAGGACUCGAUAACCUGGUGCAAAACACCGCCUAUCUAAAAGCCCAGGGUGGAGAUGACAAGGAGAUGAAGAAGCGGCGGCGGAGUCUGUCUCUGCCCAAGCCAGAUCAGUGUGCAGCCGUACGCACCCAGGUGGAUAAGACCUUUGAGUACCUCUGCGAGCAGCAGCCCGUAGGGAAGAAGUUCUUCCGUGAUUACCUAAAGCAGGCAUCUCCCGACUAUGUGUCCGCCGCAGAGUUCCUGGACGAUCUUACCGACUGGGAACUGUCACUCCCCGGCGCUGCCAGGGACAAGGCCAAAACAAAUAUCAUCAAUAAGUACUGCAAGGAGGGCUCCAAGAACUUCAUGAAGUUCUUGACUGGAGAUGCACUUGACAAAUGCAAAGCAGUGACAGAAAAGGACUUUGAUGAGGUGGUACCUUCUAAAGUGAAAGAUGGCACCAGAGAAUUCAUCAAGGGAAAGCCAUUCACGGAUUACCAGACCAGCCCAUUCUUUGAUAAGUACUUGCAGUGGAAAGAAUUUGAGAAGCAACCCAUCAGUGACAAAUACUUCUAUGAGUUCAGGACAUUAGGAAAGGGAGGCUUUGGAGAGGUAUGUGCUGUGCAAGUAAAAAACACGGGCAAGAUGUAUGCCUGCAAAAAGCUGGACAAGAAACGUCUGAAAAAGAAACAUGGUGAGAAGAUGGCCCUGCUCGAGAAGAAGAUUCUGGAAAAAGUCAACAGCCUGUUCAUUGUCUGCUUGGCAUACGCCUACGACACCAAAGAGCACCUGUGUCUGGUCAUGAGCUUAAUGAAUGGAGGAGACCUCAAGUACCAUAUCUACAGCAUUGGCGAGAAGGGUAUCGAGAUGGACCGCAUCGUCUACUACACCGCCCAGAUCACCACUGGCAUCCUGCACCUGCACGCCAUGGACAUUGUUUACCGUGACAUGAAGCCCGAGAAUGUGCUGCUGGACAGCCUGGGCCAGUGCCGCCUGUCUGAUCUGGGUCUGGCUGUGGAGCUGCCAGCUGGAAAAACCAUCACCCAGAAGGCUGGUACAGGUGCCUACAUGGCCCCUGAGAUUCUGACCGACAUCCCAUACCGAACAUCAGUGGACUGGUGGGCCCUUGGCUGCAGUAUCUAUGAGAUGGUUGCCGGCUACACCCCCUUCAAGGGGCCCGAUGACAAGAAACAGAAGCUAGAGAAGGAGGAGGUCCAGAGGCGCAUCAUCAAUGAGGAGCCCAAGUGGGAGCACAAGAACUUUGAUGCUCCCACUAAAGAUGUCAUCCAGCAGUUCCUCAAGAAGAAGAUUGACGACCGCCUUGGCUGCAAGAACAACUGUGAGGACCCCAGGAAGCAUGAAUUCUUCAAGAGCAUCAACUUCCCCCGUCUGGAGGCUGGUCUGACCGAUCCCCCUUGGGUGCCCAAGCCCAACGUUGUGUAUGCUAAGGACACUGGCGAUAUUGCAGAGUUCUCUGAGAUCAAGGGCAUCGUGUUCGAUGACAAAGAUGACAAAUUCUUCAAGGAGUUUUCCACAGGCGCCGUGUCUAUUCCCUGGCAAGAGGAGAUGAUUGAAACCGGACUUUUUGACGAGCUCAACGACCCCAAUCGGAAAGAGUCCGCAGCUGGUCUCGACGACGAGAAGAAAUCAGGCACCUGCACACUUCUGUGAGGAGGGGGUCUCAUUGAUGCAAUAACAAAUAAAUUCCACUCUGUUAUUGAUAGCAAAAAGGCAACAACAAUGAAAGAUCUAUCCAAAGCAUGCAUUACUAAAGAUGGAGAUGUUGUCCAAGAGAUAUGUUGCACCCCAACAGUAGGGCUGGGGUAUCCUAAAUGUAUUUCUUAAACACUGGCAGAUGCAAAACCACUGGGUUAUGGGGAAAUUUAUAGAGUGUUAUGGUGGCCCGAGCCUUAUACAUACAUACAGAAGAGAGUUGAAACAUCUUGUCCAGGCAUGAUUGUGUUGUAAAUAUACUAGGCUUAGUUACAGUCUCCAGUCGAAAACAAGGACCAAGGUAAGGAGAGUAAAUUACAGAAAUGGUCCUUGCACAUGGACAGUCAAAAUAUCUUUUAUUUUCUAUCUAUGCUAUCUGAUCUGUCAGAAGAAGUCUCAAGAGAUAUGUUAGUAUGAAGAGCAGUGCAACCUUUGUAGUGUACAGAAAGAUCUGGAGUGUCACACCUCAAUCUCAGAAGAAGAGUCCAGGACUUUGGGCCACCUUAAAUAUUGUAAUUGUUUUUUAAUUGGUAAUGUUGAACAUUUGAAUGUUGGACAUUUAGCUAUCUUCUACAGUUACUCAGCAUGUUUAACUGCAUUGUCAACAUAUAUCUGUACUAGUUAUUUCUUUUAAAAAAAGAUUGAUAAUCUGCUAUUUUUGCAACACAAAUGUGCUUCCAAUGAAACUUGUACUUUGAAGGUAACAUGACAUGACAGCCAUGUACGUAUACAUAUGUAUAUACAGUUAAAGAAGCACAGCUGUGUGAUGUUCACAUAAAGUAGAUAUUAGCCUAUAUAGAUUUAUAAUAAUGAACGUAAUGAACGUUUACAGAUAUUAAAUACAGAAAUGAAAGUGUGUGUGUGUGUGUGUGUGUGUGUGUGUGUCUGACACCAGGCCGUUGUAUGAAGGGAUAAGGGCAAGGCCCAAGAGGAG
This is a messenger RNA of Alosa sapidissima (American shad), 2807 nucleotides long. RefSeq names its product G protein-coupled receptor kinase 7a (gene grk7a). Gene Ontology annotation, biological process: signal transduction; protein phosphorylation; regulation of signal transduction. The coding region runs from base 170 to 1831 and encodes 553 amino acids. NCBI's taxonomy places the organism in Eukaryota, Metazoa, Chordata, Actinopteri, Clupeiformes, Clupeidae. Gene Ontology annotation, molecular function: ATP binding; rhodopsin kinase activity. The transcript has 5 exons. The record is from RefSeq and is a predicted model, not a curated record. Gene Ontology annotation, cellular component: cytoplasm.